Messenger RNA from Rhipicephalus sanguineus (brown dog tick), 1605 nucleotides. RefSeq names its product high affinity cAMP-specific and IBMX-insensitive 3',5'-cyclic phosphodiesterase 8B. The record is from RefSeq and is a predicted model, not a curated record. Lineage: Eukaryota; Metazoa; Arthropoda; Arachnida; Ixodida; Ixodidae. Gene Ontology annotation, molecular function: 3',5'-cyclic-nucleotide phosphodiesterase activity. Gene Ontology annotation, biological process: signal transduction. The transcript is spliced from 11 exons. Bases 1 to 1605 code for a protein of 534 amino acids.
AUGUUCGUGUUCACCAAAAAAGAUGCGCAGUACUCCGCGCUCAGGUGGGCGGUCGACAAGAUGCACUACGAGUGUCGCGUGAGCGCGACCGCGGAGGAGGCCGUCGAGAACUUCCUCAACGGCCGCCCACACCUGGUUUUCAUCGAUGCGCGGAGCAAGCACACCAUCGACCCCAUAACGCUGUGCAGGACAUUGGGCGGCUACAAGUGGAGUCAGUACGCCUGCAUUGUCGCAGUGGUGAAGAAAGGGUUGGCGGAUAGGGAAGAGGCAGCUAUCAUCCCGCUGCUCAGGGCUGGCUACAAGAGGUGGAUGCUGGAGACGAGCUCGCCCAUCGCGUGCCUCAACGAGAUCGUCCAGAUUGAGCACAACGACCUCGCGCAGUCGUGGAAGCUAAUGGCCUCCGAGGCGCUGUUUUCUGCGUUACACUAUGUGCGGGACGGUGUCAUCAUCACUGGGCCUACGCACGAAAUACAGUUCAUGAACCGCGCGGCCGAGAAACUGGUGGGCUACUCGGUGGAGGAGAUGUUGGGCGAGGACGCCCGAGAACUGCAGCGCAACGAUUCGUUGAAGGGAGACGUGGCCGCCAACAUCAGCGCUCAGCUGGAAAAAGACUGUGCCUGGGAGGGCAGUCUCUUCCAUCGCCGAAAGACGGGCGAGUGCGUGCCGGUCUGGAGCAAGAUCGCGCCCGUGGACAACAGCGCGUCGCCAGGGAAGAAGUUGGACCACGUGGUGUACAUCAAGGAAAGUCCUUUCCUCAUGGAUAAGCCUUUCCCACCAGAGGCCGUGGUACUGAGCCGGAGACAGUCGUUCGCUAAGUACCAUGCAAUGUUAAUUGAAGCCCCCGUCACAAAGGUCGUAAAACUGCUGAUGGCUACGCAAGAGAACUCUGCACCUCCGGUAUCGCAAGCCCUGGAAGGUGUGCUCGACAUCCUUCGCGCCACCGACCUCUACAAUCCGCAGCUGGCCGCUGGGCAAGAAAAGACCGAGGACCAGAUGACCUCCGACCUUGUCGCGGGACUCACUGGGGACGAGCCGAGUGCCCAUCGUUCGCGCAACCGGGCCAAGUCCUUAUGUGCGUGGCGUGCAAACCGGGCGGCGGCGGACGCAGUGAACGUGGUGAAGGCGCCCCCGCACUCCUCCAUGAGCGGCGUGAUGCCCAGUCUGGUCGCGGCGCCGUCCAGGAUCAAGGACCUGCUGGAGGGAGACACCAAGUGGGAGUUCGACAUCCUCGAGCUGGAGUCACUCACGGGACGCAGGCCGCUCAUCUGGCUGGGUCUGUCCAUCUUCGUCAAGAUGAACGUGCCCACCAGCAUCGAGAUCGACGACAGCACCAUCCGCAACUGGCUACAGCUGAUCGAGUCGCACUACCAGGACAAUCCUUAUCACAACUCCACCCACGCAGCAGAUGUAAUGCAAGCCACGGCGUACUUUCUGCUCAGGCUUCGAAAGAAGGACAUAUUCGACCCUCUGGACGAGGCCAUCUGCCUGAUUUCUGCUGUGUUUCACGAUGUCGACCAUCCGGGAAAGUCAAGCCCAUUCCUCUGUAACUCGAACAACGAGCUGGCCAUUCUCUACAACGAUCGGUGCGUGCGCAGCUUCGGAUAG